Molecule: messenger RNA, 3667 nt
Organism: Scylla paramamosain (green mud crab)
Lineage: Eukaryota; Metazoa; Arthropoda; Malacostraca; Decapoda; Portunidae
Gene: EMC8-9
Product: ER membrane protein complex subunit 8-like
Exons: 7
Coding region: 237-893 (218 amino acids)
Cellular component (GO): EMC complex
Source: RefSeq, a predicted model, not a curated record
ACCAAGACCAAGAGUGAGGCGACUGACAGCCGGAAGGCCCCCAAAAUCCCCAAAUAACAAGAAAAACACCACCACACCACCGCACCGCCGCUCCACCACAUCCCCAUUAUCACCGCCACACCACCACGUCCUUGAAAGACAGUCACGUUCCCUCCUGAGGUUCUGAGUGAACAGGUGCUCUCAGCUCUCCUCUCCCUCUCUCUGGCUCUCCCUCCCGCCUUGGUAGCCAGCCCACCAUGAAGGUUAAGGGGCCAAGAAUGUCGGCAGAUAUCAGCCUCUCCUGCCCAGCGCUGGCCAAAAUACUUCUCCAUGCAGCCCGUUACCCACAGACAGCAGUGAGUGGGGUGGUGCUGGCUCCCGCGCGUAGUGGAGGGGGUGGAGACACUGGCACCCCCUCCACUGUGACGCUGGUGGAUGCUGUGCCACUCUUCCACCUCAACCUCUCCCUGGCACCUAUGCUGGAAGUGGCCCUCACCCAGAUUGAGCAGUGGUACAAGACAGAGGGGCUGGUCAUCGCCGGCUACUACCAAGCCAACGAAAACAUCAAGGACAACGUGCCGGACUUUGUGGCGCUGAAGGUGGCUGAAAAGAUUGCCGAGAACAAUAAUGAUGCCUGUCUGAUUAUGAUUGACAACAGCCGCCUGUGUCUGGACCUGGUGGUGGCGCCAGUCAUCGUGUCGCAGCUCACCUCUGAGGGGAAGUGGAAGAGCAAAGACAGAUCCAGUGUACACGUGGAGGCAGGGGCACUGGAUGUGGUGUCACAGCUGCUGCAGCGGCGGGUGCAGCAUGACGUGUGUGACUUUGACAACCACUUGGACGACCUCACCUGUGACUGGGCCAACCCACAGAUUAACAAGCUCCUCACCACCCUCAGUGCGGCUGCCCAGGACUAGCUUACCACCACCACUCCUACUUGGCCAUCCACACGUCUGUCUGUGUGUCUUUUGUGCCUCUGGGUUUUGUCUAGUGGCCAGGUGCAGGUAUGGUAGACAGGAUAUGAUAAAUUCCUCAAGGGUUUGAUACUUAGGUGAGUUAGCUGUCUGUCAAUAAGAGAGUAUUUGCUUCCAGUCUGCUCACCACACACAGCAGGGACAUUAAGACACAAGAGCUUAGUCACACCUUUAGGGAUAACAGUAGUGUUCAUGUCUCCUGUACCUGACUUGCUGGCCACUGACCCUUGUUCCAGUACACCCUCAAGUAUGUCUUUGCAGAACCACUUACUGGAGGUGAGAGAGAGAGAGAGAGAGAGAGAGAGAGAGAGAGAGAGAGAGAGAGAGAGAGAGAGAGAGAGAGAGAUAAGUAAUGUAUUCUUACUCAGAAUUCCAUUGUUAUAUAGAAUACCAAUAUACUUGAAAAAAAAAUAUGACUGCAUUUAUAUAUGAUCAGAUUUAUAUUGGUGGAGAUGGAGAGGCUGAAUAAAGAGAGAGACUUGGUAGAUAUGGGAGGUUUUGAUUCAUAGGUGCUGUGAAUACUAGCAGAUGACAUGCUCAGUAUCUUGUGCUCUGUGUGGUCUUGCUGUGUUCCCAGUAUCACAUGAGCUGAACGGGAGAGAAUAAGGGAACUCAGAAUCCUCAUUUAUCACAGAUUGCUUUGUGGGGUGUUUAGGUGAUGAGAUUGUGAUGCUGUUUAUCUUGUUCUCUUGGUCAGUAUGUCCCCAUUGUGUCAUAAACUCAAUGGGACAAUGGGAAGACUUGUAACCUUAAAUUUUUAUUGCUACACUGACAUUGCUCUGUGGGAUGUUUAGUGGAUCAGAGUGUUAUGCUGUGUACCUUGUUCUCUUGGCUAUUUGUUGCUAUAUUCCCUGUGUGUCAUAAGAGGCAACUAAAUGAACUAAAUGAGGCAGAAUGUGAGGACUGGGAACCCUUUAUUUUCAAUUCCUACAGUGACUUGCCAACAUUCCUCUGUGGGGGUGCUGGGUUGGUAAACAGACUUUGAGUUCCCAGCUGGGUCCACUGGAAUGAGGCUUUGUUGUACUUCCUCUCACACUUGCUGGGUCAUCCAUAUUCAUUUGUGUAUGUUGACAGUGUUAUGUUGUUUCUUUGGGUUAUUUUUUUAAAUUUUUUAUUUAUUUAUUUUUUUUUUUAAGGGCAUUUCUGUUCAUUGCCUCAAGUUUCUGUUCGUCAGCUUUGAUGUUCAGGUUAUUAUUGUGCACAGGUGAAUCUCAGUUUAUUAAUUUAUUAUGUUUCUUAAGAAAAAAAUGUUUAGCAAAAGUGUCAGAUUUUGUAUUUUCAUGACUGCAUCUAAAAUUACAUUUAACAAAAUAAUUAUGAUUUUUAGUUUUUAUUUGUAAAUGUGCAUUUUUUGUAUGGUUAUCUGUACAAAGGACAAAAAUUACCCAUGACUUCAAAACCCACGAAUUGAAUAUUUGUUAGCUGAGAUUGACCUGUGUGUCUCUUAACAGAAUUAAUUGAAGAACAUUCAUCACCACACUACCACAUUCCCAUCCAUUGUGUGGUUCCUUUGUGCCUGUCAGACUUGCCAGUGAGCUGAGUAAGGCCAGGAGAGAGGGAAAUCAAGAGGCAUAUUUUUAUAUAAUUUUAUCCUGAGUGCAUUCACCUAGUCAUUUGGUGCAAGACUCCUUUAUCCCUCAUGUGUUUCCCCAGUCACUCACAAACACCAACACAAGGGGAGGGAAGUGUUGUGAGUGUGGUCUCUGGAGGCACUGUAUAUUUAUUGUUAAUAUUCUGUUGUUGUUUUUUUUUUUUUUUAUCAAGUUCAUGUAUCUUGUAUGUAUAUUUGUGUUGGAUUUUAAUGAUACACUGCAGGAAGAUGUAAAGUUGAGGUAAGAUGUAGAUAACAUGGAAUUUUACACAGUAGGGAAGGUAUCAAGAAGAGCAGAGUAAUGUAAUGUAGAGUAAGAGUAGAUAAGAGUAGUGUGAGUUGUAGAAUGUUGGAGUAUUGUACUAUAGAAGGGAGGGAGUAGUGCAGUGGGAGACACAGUAGUGGUGCUGAGGGGAUGGUGGGUAUCAAAUUGAAUCAGGAUUUGGAUACAUCUGUGUACAGUAAACCCUUAAUCUAAUGGAACACAGCAUAAUAGAUUCUAAAAUUUCAUGAAUCUUUCAGAGUAAUACGGUACAUCAAUUGAUAAUUUCAAAGAUUAAAGCUAAAAUAUCACAGUCUAAAUCCUGUAUAUAUGGUAACUUGAUUUUCUAUAGAGCACUGUGCUGUGCUGUACUGUAUUAAGAUGAUCUGUAUAACAUAAAAGCUUCAGCAGACAGAGCAUUAACUGACAUUCCUACAAUUUUUACAGACUUUCAAUAUAAUUAGAUUUCCCUUUCUAUUUAAGCCUUUCACUGCUUUUUGGUAUAUCUUUCCUUAAUCAAUAACCACUCCAAGACAUCUUUUCUUGUUCUGCAGCCACUUCCAAACAUUAUACUGGCUGGAAACUGCAAAAUCUAUUCUUUUCGGUGAUUUUCUUGUAGAUGCUUAUAAAGAUUUCACACAUUUCUCCUACAGCUCUUAAUUCUUGCAUAUCAUAGUGAAAGGGUUAAAAAGUCAGCGUUGACAUACAUAUCCCCCUUCCCUGUUAGUUCCUCAGAUUAAGGAUUCACUGUACUGAGAUGCCACUGAACACAGAUUAUAGUGCGGUCAAGUGUACACAAUGUUGAUGUCAAUUGUUAAGGAAGGAGUUUUCACCUGUGGGAGUAAUAAAGACUAACAAAUCAUC